Molecule: messenger RNA, 3632 nt
Organism: Galleria mellonella (greater wax moth)
Lineage: Eukaryota; Metazoa; Arthropoda; Insecta; Lepidoptera; Pyralidae
Gene: HtrA2
Product: serine protease HTRA2, mitochondrial-like
Exons: 14
Coding region: 168-2309 (713 amino acids)
Biological process (GO): programmed cell death; proteolysis; positive regulation of apoptotic process
Molecular function (GO): serine-type endopeptidase activity; protein binding
Source: RefSeq, a predicted model, not a curated record
AUAUCAUUGUGUGUGAUUCAGUUCACCUGUUCAGUUUAUAAGUUACUCUCGAAGGGAGAGUUUGUUUCUUUUAUUUAGAAUUGUGACCGUAAAACAUUGUUGAUUUUUUUCUAUUUAUUAAAUUUUGAAUACGUUGAUUGUUGUUACAUUGUGUUGUCUGAAAUAUAAUGGAUAAUAAAAUGUACUUUGGAGGCGUGGAAGGUGGUGCAACACACUCAAACAUGGUCAUCUGUGACAACACAGGCCGAGUGGUCGGCAGAGCGGAGGGACCUGGCACCAACCAGUGGGCUCUCGGCAUGGAGGAGUGCACCAAAAGGAUUAUCGCCAUGGUCCAGGCGGCGAGAGAGGACGCCGGGAUACCGAAUGACAGGAUACUCGAUUCUUUGGGUCUGACACUCUCCGGCUGUGGUCCAGAAAGCAGCAACUCAGAAUUAGCUGCGAGGGUGAAGGAGAAAGACAGCAAAAUCGGCAUCAUAUACGUCGGAUCUGACACUGAGGGCUCACUGUUUACCGGCGCCCCAGAAGGGGGGAUGGUGCUGAUUGCUGGUACCGGUUCCAACGGUCUGCUGCGGACGUCCGACGGCAAACAAUACGGUUGCGGGGGAUGGGGCCAUAUGUUGGGGGACGAAGGCAGUGCGUACUGGAUCGCCCAUCGUGCGGUGAAAAAGGCUUUCGACCAGAUGGACGGACUUCGGCCGUCUCCUCAUCCCAUCCACAACGUGUGGGAGGCGAUCAGGGAGCAUUUCAAUAUCCAGAAACAAGACGAUCUACUCCGUCACGCGUAUAAAGACUUCGACAAAUCCCGGUAUGCUGGUCUAACAGCAAAACUGUCGGAACUGGCUUUCCAAGGAGACGCGUUGUCAUGCCACCUCUUCGCCGAAGCUGGCAGUGCUAUAGCGGCCCACAUAAUGGCUUUAGCUCCUAAAGCUACUGGAAAAGUUAGGAUAGUUUGUGUAGGGUCCGUAUGGAAGAGUUGGGAGGUGCUAAAACCUGGAGUGCUCAAGGAGUUGACUGAUCAAAAAUUAAAUUUAGAACUGGAGUUCGUCAGACUACGUGUGUCGAGUGCGAUGGGCGCAGCUUGGAUCGCUGCAAAGCAAGCCAACUAUGUACUGCCGAGGGACGACACCAUAUUCUGCGACGUUCUAUACACAUACCGAGGGAAGGAUAACUUGAAUGUAACGAAUUGUUUAAACGGUGAGAACGGAUCAAUUGGUGAUUCCAAAGUGAACGGUAGACAUUUUGAAGAUGGACAGUUGUGUGGCUGUGACAAUUGUGCAUUCGCUGCAGGUGUUAUAGGUUAUGUUAGUUUUAAAGAGAAAAUUUACGCUGCAACUGUAAUAAAUGACUUGAAAGGUAGACGCGAGAAGUAUAAUUUCAUUGCUGAUGUAGUCGCUGUGUCUGCGCCGGCUGUGGUGUACAUAGAAAUCAAAGACGGACGCCGUGUAGACUUGUUCAGUGGCCGACCCAUAACUCUGUCCAAUGGUUCAGGUUUUAUUGUGAAAGAAGAUGGACUUAUAUUGACUAAUGCUCACGUUGUCGUGAACAAACCGAACUCGAUUGUUAGCGUGAAACUCAUGGAUGGUUCCACCCACACUGGCAUAGUGGAGGAUGUAGAUCUAAAGUCAGAUCUGGCUACGCUCCGAAUCCCUGUCAACGGGCUGCCGACCAUGAAGCUUGGCUCUUCGGCCGACAUCAAGCCUGGCGAGUGGGUGGUGGCGAUGGGCAGCCCGCUAUCCCUCAGUAACACAGUGACCGCCGGCGUGGUCAGCUCCACGCAGAGGGCCAGUGAAGAGCUCGGUUUGCGGGGUAAAGACAUGGUGUACAUACAGACGGACGCGCCCAUCACAUUCGGCAACAGCGGUGGCCCAUUAGUGAAUUUGGACGGUGAGGCGAUUGGCAUCAAUAGCAUGAAGGUCACCUCGGGCAUUUCCUUCGCCAUACCCAUCGAUUACGUGAAGGAGUUCCUAGCUAAGAGAAAAACGAAGCCACCUCAAGUGUCGAAGCGAUAUCUCGGCAUCACGAUGCUGACUCUGUCGCCGAAUAUAUUAAUGGAGCUUAGAUUGAGGAAUCCAGAGAUGCCCACAGACAUCGAGCAUGGGAUACUCGUGUGGAAGGUCAUCAUCGGAUCACCAGCGUACAAUGGUGGUCUGCAACCGGGUGAUAUAGUAACGCAUAUAAACGGUAAACCAGUGCACAGCGCCAGCGACAUCUACAUGAUGUUGGAGAACUCGAGCGGCAGUUUGCGUAUCGACGUCGUUAGGGGGCGCCAGCGGAUCACCCUUUCGGUCACACCUGAGAUACACUCGUAAACGUACUGUAGUAGGUGUUUCGAUAAUGUAUUUUUUUUUAUGCCAACAAGGUUUAAAAUGUACAGUUUACAUAUGGUGUUCUCAUACGUACAUGAAAUGUUUUAUAAAUUUUUUUUUAUACCACUGUGGUGGCAAACAAGCAUACGGCCCACCUGAUGGUAAGCGGUUACCGUAGCCUAUGAACGUUUUAUAAAUUUAAUGAUAUAUGUACAAAAAAUAAUUCUUAAACAUACAGACAUUUUUUUUUUAUUAUACAACUUAGAAUGGCAAACAAGCUGACGGCCCACCUGAUGGAAAGUGGUAACCAUCGCCUAUAGACAUAAGCAGUACCAUGGACAUAACAGAGUAUACUGUUUCGCCCAUGAUACCCCCCAUGCGUUGCCAUUCCUGUGGACUCAGAUGUUAUUCCUUUGUACCCUGUAAAUUCACGCCAUAUCCCACCCUUCAAACCGAAACACAGCUAUGCAAAUACAACUGCUUCACGGUAGAAACACGAAUGAGACAGAGGUACUCAAGCAAUCAACUUUUGUACAAAGUCUCUUCUCUUGCAGGCAACCUGGAUAGAGAGGAGUAAUUAUAAACAGUUUGAAAUUAAAUUAAUUAAUUAAUUUAAAUGAUCGAUUUUAUAAUUUAAUUGCUUUAGUUUUAGAUUAUAUAGACAGAGUGUCUCCACACAAAUGCCUCGAAAAAAAAGCAGGUCUACUUAUUCGUACAAUUUCGUCACAAUUUGGUGUGCAUAAUUUAAAAUACAUUGAAAUAGUACAUUACUGCGGCGGCCAGCAACUGAAGCAUUGAUGGACGAAUGUGCAAAUGUGGCCCGAGGCGUAGCCGAGGCACAUAUACGUGAGUCCAUCAAUGCCUAGUUGUGGCCAAGGCUUAUAUAGUACUUUUCUCAAACAAUGCGCAAAAAUCAAAAACAUAAUUUUACUUUUUAAGUUCAAUGAGGAAUAACGAACAAUAAUAUUUUUUCACGUGCCAUUAUGUUCCUUUGAUUUUUUUUUCAAUAAACAGCUUUCUGUUUGCAAACCAGUUCGAAAUUUAAAUAAAACCUUUUAUUAGUUAUCUCCUUGGUAGCCAUGUUUCGAAGUAAAAGGUCAUUCCAUUUUUAAAUUACAGGACAGAUAUGAGUUUACAUAGUAAUUUAUCUGGCCGCAAAACACGACAGAUAUGGAUUUUCAUACAACUUCUGCCCGCAUGUAUCUGGCCAGUACGGCAAUUUUGGUUUAUCUCUAAAAAGAUUGUCAAAAUAAUGCUCACAUAUCCAAGCAUGUUUGAGAAAAUGUAUAUUAUAUCAGUUUAUUACUUCGCUCUCAAAAAGCAAAA